Messenger RNA from Phaeoacremonium minimum UCRPA7, 525 nucleotides. RefSeq names its product putative maltose permease protein. The coding region runs from base 1 to 525 and encodes 174 amino acids. Gene Ontology annotation, cellular component: membrane. The transcript has 2 exons. Gene Ontology annotation, molecular function: carbohydrate:proton symporter activity. The record is from RefSeq and is a predicted model, not a curated record. NCBI's taxonomy places the organism in Eukaryota, Fungi, Ascomycota, Sordariomycetes, Togniniales, Togniniaceae. Gene Ontology annotation, biological process: carbohydrate transport; transmembrane transport.
AUGGCCGACGUUGUACCUAAGAAGAGCACAGCGUCGGAAGGGGCAACAGUCGAUGAUGUCAAAACUGGCACUCAUGAAGCUGUGCUAGCUGAAGCUAUUCGAUAUGAGCACGAACUCACCUUCAUACAAGCCGUCAAGCUUUAUCCGGCUGCUAUCGGCUGGUCAGCUUUCGUAUCGCUCGGCGUCAUUAUGCUAGCAUUCGACCCGCAGCUUAUCGGUAACCUUUUCGCCAUCCCGCAAUUUCAGCGAGACUUUGGAUACAAGUUCGGGGAUGGUUAUAUCAUCAGUGCACCAUGGCAGACUGGCUUGUCUACGGGCAAUCCUGUAGGGCAAGUUGUUGGCGCAUUGGUCGCUGGCUACCCGAUGGACAUGUUUGGUCGAAAGUGGACUUUUGCGGUGUGCGUCGUUCUGACGGCCGGUCUUAUUUUCUUUCAAUUCUUCGCCCGUUCGCUCACGAUUCUUCUUGUCGGUGAGCUACUUGGUGGAUUGGUUCUAGGAUGCUUUGUUGUCAUUGCGCCAGCGUGA